Molecule: messenger RNA, 3060 nt
Organism: Rotaria sordida
Lineage: Eukaryota; Metazoa; Rotifera; Eurotatoria; Philodinida; Philodinidae
Source: the annotation of a GenBank genome assembly
AUGAUAACAUCGAAUGUUACAACUUGCAUUCAUCAAGCAUUCAUCGAACAGGCAAUUCUCCAUCCAAAUAAGGUGGCUAUUACACUUGAUGAUCAAUCUCUAACUUACAAUCAAUUACUUAAUCAAGUACGACAGCUAACAUUUGUUCUAAUCAAUGAUAAAGGAGUACAUCCAGGUGAUAUUGUAUGUCAGUAUAUCGAUCGAAGUAUCGAAAUGAUUAUUGGUAUAAUGAGUAUUAUGAUGUCAGGUGCUGUUUAUGCUCCAUUGAAUCCAAGUAAUCCUCUUGAUCGACUUGAGUUACUUGUUCAUCAAGUUGAUACUAAACUCAUACUUGUCAAUCAGAUGUCACUUUCAUGCAUAAGCUCACUCAAUGUUCCCAUUCUCGAUAUCUCUGAAGUAAUUGAAUCCUAUCAUCUUUUGACUGAUGCUCAAAUUGAAGAAUUGUCUAAAGUUGAUGUAACACCUGAUUCUAUCUCCCAUAUUGUGUUCACAUCGGGAUCGACAGGUAUUCCUAAAGCAGUUCAAAUUCGACAUCGCAACUUCAUGGGUUACAUGCAUGCACAUUUCAUACAGACGAAUGAUGUCAUUCUUCAACUUGCAAGUUCUUCUUUUGAUGUACAUUUGGAUGAAAUCAAUGGUGCACUUGUUCGAGGUGGUCAUUUAGUUUUACUCAAGGCUGGAGGCCAUCUUGAUUUUGAUUAUGUGACAAAAGUUAUUCACGAGAAGAAUGUAACUUUUGUUGCACCAGUUCCAUCAUGGAUGAAUGCUUUAGGAAAAUUUCUCAGCGAGAAUCGUUCUGCUCAAGAGAGAAUCAAACAAGUGCGUUUAUGGUAUCUAGGAGGUGAACAACUAUUCAGUUCAACAGUUCAUCAGUUUUUACCAUUUGUCAGUGAACAAUGUCAUAUUUUGAAUUCUUAUGGACCUGCAGAGAUCACAGAAGCAGCGACUUUUUACGAAGUUCGUCGUGAAGAACUUUCUACAAUCACAUCAUUACCGAUUGGUCGUCCAAUGACUGGCUAUCGAAUUUAUCUUCUCGAUGAAUAUCGGCAACCAGUAAUACCUGGUCAAUUGGGUGAAAUUAUCGUUGGAGGUGUUGGUGUUUUUGCUGGUUAUUAUGGAAGAGCAGAUUUGACAUCACAAGUUUUGAUUGAUAUCAAUGGUGAGCAAUGCUAUGCAACUGGUGAUUUAGCUCGGUUAGAUUUUGGAUCAGGUGAACUUAUGUUUAUUGGUCGACGAGAUUUUCAAGUGAAAGUUCGAGGACAACGCAUCGAGUUAUCUGCAAUUGAAUUAGUAAUCAUUCAAUCAUCGCCGAGCGUUAUUAAUUGUGUUGUGGUAAAGGAAAACUUCGAAGAUGAUAACUACUUGACUGCUUAUGUUCAAGUGAAAGAAAACCAUGAAAAAAGCAAACUUCAAAAGGAAAUGAGCCUUGCUUGUCAGAGUCGUUUACCUUCAUACAUGAUUCCAUCGAAAUGGUUGUUUGCUCCAGAAUUACCGCUAAAUCCAAAUGGUAAAAUAGACCGAAAUGCAUUAGGAACGAUUGCACUGCAGGCCGUAGAUUUCCCCAAUGAGCAACAGACGACGAGAAUUUUGUCAUCACUUGAAAGAAAAUUGCAAGACAUUUUUGUUCGAGCAUUUCGUUUAAAGUCGCUACCAGAUAUAGAAAACACAUUUGGUCAGUUAGGUGGCACAUCAUUGGGUGCAAUGCAUGCACUCAAUCUUAUACGUCAAGAAGUGUUUGAGAAAAUGGAUAUUGGUCUACUAUUUGCAAAUCCAUCUGUGCGAGAAUUAGCCGUAGUUUUAGAAUCAGCGCUUUCCAAUGUCGAGCCUGAUCAAGAGAAGCAAGAAGAUGAUGUUGACUUUUCUAUUCGACCUCGCGGUACGCAAUGGCUCGUUCUUGUUCUUCGACGAUUUGGCACACGAAUUGGUGAUGAUGUCAUUAUCGAUGAUAUGAAAACGGUAUACGAUGUCCAUUUGAUCACUAUUGGUAAUCAUUCACGUCUGUCGUCCACAUCUGAAAUACAGUGUCACACCUUCGAACAGCGUCGUCUCAAACUUCGACCUGUCACCAUUGGUCCAAGUUGUAUUUUCAAGCCAAUGUCAAUCGUACUACCCGGGGUGACAUUCAUCGGUCAUAACCGUCUGGCACCCUGUUCACUUGCCUUGCCUCAUGACCGAUUUGCAGCGCACACUGAUUGGUCUGGUUCGCCAACAAAACGUGUUACUGUUCACCACGGCUGUGAACCUCCACAACUGCUUUUUGCUGAACGUCAAUCAUCGUUGGGCAUGUACAAUGUAACUGUUGGACGAUUUAAUGAUGACAUCCUUGUCCUCUAUUUUGGAGAAAAUGGAUGGUUGGGUUGGCAGUCGGGUAUCGACUUGCGGCACCCGUUUCGACCGUGCGAUAUUUAUAUCAAAUUAUUUUUUAUUCCAUUUAUAUGCAAACCAAAAGCAAAACAUGUACUUAUCAUCGGCCUUGGCGGUGGCAUUUUGCCCAUGCUCAUUCGACAUUAUUUUCCAUCAGUUCUAAUUCAUGUGGUCGAAAUAGACAAGACAGUUAUUGAAUUAGCUUCUGAAUUUUUCGAUCUUACCGAGAUGAUGGCAAAUAGCUACUUACAUGUCAUAGAAGAUGAUGGUUUUCGAUAUGUGAGCGAAACAGUUCAUCGAUAUGACAUCGUUUUUAUUGAUGCAUUUGAUGAAGAAGCAAUGCCUGCUCACAUGAAUACUGCGCAAUUUUUUCUCAAUAUAAGUGGUAUUUUAAAUAGCGAUGGUUGUUUGGCGACAAACGCUAAUCUUUCUAACACGGAUGCCUUUGAUCGACUAGCACAAACAUGUUGCUCAACAUUUGAAUCUAAUGUGUUAUUUGCUCAUACAAAUAUCAUAGAAAAUGCACAUGUGAUCAUUUCUGGCACGCUACCUUGUCUGAAACCGAUUACUUCACAAGCACAAGCUAUUCAUGAAGCCCAAGAACUCGAAUCAGAUGCAAUGUUAGAAUUUAGUCUUUCUCGCCUCAUCGCAUUGGCCUAUCGAGGCCUACUCAUCGACAAAGAUACGAGAACAUAA